Messenger RNA from Sardina pilchardus (European sardine), 5152 nucleotides. It is a transcript of the gene camk2a, whose product is annotated as calcium/calmodulin-dependent protein kinase II alpha. Gene Ontology annotation, molecular function: calmodulin binding; calcium/calmodulin-dependent protein kinase activity; ATP binding. Gene Ontology annotation, biological process: protein phosphorylation. NCBI's taxonomy places the organism in Eukaryota, Metazoa, Chordata, Actinopteri, Clupeiformes, Clupeidae. The record is from RefSeq and is a predicted model, not a curated record. The coding region runs from base 110 to 1579 and encodes 489 amino acids. The transcript is spliced from 19 exons.
CACAGCCAAAGCUUUUUUUUUUACCAAAGCACACACUCACACACAACAAAACAAAACAAAGGACAAUCAGACAGACUAACAGAGCUGCCAUCCAUCUCUGCGAUCAAGCAUGGCUACCAUCACCUGUACCCGAUUCACUGAGGAAUACCAGCUCUUUGAGGAACUUGGAAAGGGAGCGUUUUCAGUGGUGCGCCGAUGUGUAAAAGUCCUCAUAGGGCAGGAGUAUGCUGCCAAGAUAAUCAACACCAAGAAGCUGUCUGCCAGGGAUCAUCAGAAGUUGGAUCGAGAGGCCAGGAUCUGCCGGUUAUUGAAACACCCCAAUAUAGUGCGCCUCCAUGACAGCAUCUCAGAAGAGGGCCACCAUUAUCUGAUAUUUGAUCUAGUGACAGGUGGGGAGCUCUUUGAGGACAUAGUGGCCCGUGAGUACUACAGCGAAGCUGACGCAAGUCACUGUAUUCAGCAGAUCCUGGAGGCCGUCUUGCACUGUCAUCAGAUGGGUGUUGUUCACAGAGACCUCAAGCCCGAGAAUCUCCUCCUCGCCUCAAAGUCCAAAGGAGCCGCGGUGAAGCUGGCCGACUUUGGCCUGGCUAUCGAAGUGGAGGGCGACCAGCAGGCGUGGUUUGGAUUUGCUGGGACACCUGGAUACCUGUCUCCUGAGGUCCUGAGGAAAGACCCAUAUGGCAAGGCUGUAGACCUGUGGGCGUGUGGUGUGAUAUUGUACAUCCUGCUCGUGGGCUACCCACCCUUCUGGGAUGAAGACCAACACCGGCUGUAUCAGCAGAUCAAAGCCGGCGCCUAUGAUUUCCCAUCACCCGAGUGGGAUACCGUAACCCCCGAAGCGAAGGACCUUAUUAACAAGAUGUUGACCAUCAACCCUGCCAAGCGCAUCACUGCCUCCGAGGCCCUCAAGCAUCCGUGGAUCUCGCACCGCUCUACCGUGGCCUCCUGCAUGCACAGACAGGAGACCGUGGAAUGCCUGAAGAAGUUCAACGCUCGCCGAAAGCUGAAGGGUGCAAUUCUCACCACGAUGUUGGCUACCCGCAACUUUUCAGGAGGCAAGACUGGCGCCGGCAAGAAGACGGAUGGCGUGAAGAAAAGGAAGUCCAGUUCCAGUGUCCAGCUGAUGGAAUCAUCAGAAAGCACUAACACCACCAUUGAGGAUGAGGACACUCGAGUGAGGAAGCAGGAGAUCAUCAAGGUGACGGAGCAGCUCAUCGAAGCCAUCAGCAAUGGGGACUUUGAGAGCUACACGAAGAUGUGUGAUCCCAGUGUCACCGCGUUCGAGCCAGAGGCUCUGGGAAACUUGGUGGAGGGCCUGGACUUCCACCGCUUCUACUUUGAGAACUUGUGGUCCAAGAACAGCAAGCCCGUGCACACCACCAUCCUCAACCCGCACAUCCACCUGAUCGGGGAGGAGGCCGCCUGCAUCGCCUACAUCCGCAUCACCCAGUACAUCGACACCAACGGCAUGCCGCGCACUGCCCAGUCUGAGGAGACUCGCAUCUGGCAUCGCCGGGACGGCAAGUGGCAGAUCGUCCACUUCCACCGCUCAGGGGCACCCUCCGCCAUCACCAAGUAAGCAGACGAGCCUCUCUGUGGGAGGGCCUGAAUGAGCCAUGACUUUCAUGACGCUGCUGAUUUGCUGGCUGUGUGUGUGGACCCCUGGAGAGAGGAGCCCACCUCACGAGACACAAGCCUGCCCCCCCCCGCCAACCCUCCAUCCCUCCAUCCGUCCACGCAUUGCAUACCUCCUGUCUGGCACUCGUUUACACAUGCUACCACUCCUGCUCAGCUCAGCUCGCACAGUGCAACCCCCUGUCUGUCUGCGUCUAGCUGUCUCAGUGACAAGUAUGUCUUUUUUUUUAAUUUUUACUUUUGUUUUUCACGGGAGAGAUUUCAUAAGGUGAAAUGUACUAGACGAGCUUUUUCUAGUUGUACGACAAGCUUUUUGAACGGCUGAAUCGCCAGUUGUGGUUGUGGAAAGCUGAAUUUAAAAUACUGUCUUCUGAAUGCAGAAACAAUGUGCAACAUUUUGUUACUUAGAGUAAAUAACUCCUCAGCAUGGGAAAAAAACUUUGAUAUUAUCAGUAGUAUUACUGCCAGUAAAGCUUUCUUCAGAUUAAAUAUCUCAUAAGUAUCCAGUGACAUUAGACAAAAAUUUUAAUGAAUGUAUUUUUUAAAUUUUACUAUAAAGUUGUUUUAUACUAUAGCUAACCCCUAAUAAGCUAAUAUAGUAUUUCUUCGUGGAAUUUCCACUGACACAAAACCUGAUAGGACCUAUAUAUACAACCACAGUAUUUAUCCUUGGGUCACUGCCAUUGUAACAUCAGACGGUCAGAACAGCCUUACAAAAAAAGAAGAAGAUUUUUAUCUCAGAGUAAUACAAGCCCUCUUGAUGUACCUCAGCCCUCACUGUAACUUCAUAGCUGUCUGAAAACAGUAUAUGGCAUAAAUGUGGGUCUAAGUCAUGGCACUUUGUUUUAGAUCUUCCAGUUUACCCAGCAUAGUGGUGAGCUCUUGCUGAAAGGGAAAGAGGAGGUUGAAGCCUCAUGGAGGUUAAAGUGAACAUGAUACCGGAUCCACAUUUAACUUCCUGAGUUCAACACUGCUCCCGGGGUUUUUGCAAUAAAGUCGUGCUUUUGUUCAGAGGACGUUUCAGUCGAUUUCAGUCAUCUCAAAUGUAGACUCUUCUGGAAAUGAUGUUUGAAAUUAUAUUGCCUAUUGCCUACUCGUGUUGCCUCAUUUUGGUAUUUGUAGUUCCAUCUUUCUAUAUUCAUACAAAUGUUGACCUUGUGUUUGUAGUUCCACAGUAUAUUGCAUGAAUGUGAAACAUUAUGGUCACACCCUAGGUUCUCAUUCUCUUGGUUGUGGACAAUAGAAAAUGUAGACGUUGACCAAGAUCUGAGAAAUAUAGUAUUUAUCUUUUUUUUCUUUGAAUGUAUGAGAAAAGCUAGGAGCCCACAGGAAAUAUUGUGUUUAUAAUUUACUCUAGGUUGUACAUUGAGCUGCAGUAUUUAACUAUUGUCCCCUCACUAGAAACAUGCUUUUAUUUGAAAUAAAACGUUGUGGAUUUGAAAUAACUUGCCACACUUGACACAUCAUGUAAUGUUGAAUCAAUGAAUGUCUUAGCUGAUCAUGAUACAAUUGCAAUCAACAAUGAAACAUGAAGCAAAUGACUACUAAAGAAUCCAACCCCACGUUUAAAGACUUGAAGUAAAGAUUGUAUACUUGUUUUUUAUCCUCAUGGUGAAAAUAGCUUCUGCCUCUGUAUAAUAUUGGAGCUUCCAGCAAAAAAGUCUCUGUGAUAUCAUUUCUAUUUGUAUGUCUUGCAGAGUCGGGCACAAUGAGUACCCACUCUAGAUACCUAGGUACCUCCUGUACUUUAAGAACAUGGUAUAUAACACACAUUUUGAUAUUUUACUCAAAGAAGUACUGUAUCUUUUUUUUUCGUUGAGGCAUGCAAUUUUUAUGUACUGAAGUUGAUCUUGUAUUGUAGGCUAAAAAUGUGUGUGUGGGUGUGUGCAUGUGUGUCUGUUUGGGUGUGUAGUUUUCUUUCACUGAGUUGAAACAAAGUCUUGUUUGAGAAAGGAUUUGUAGAUACAAACACUGCCUAAUAUACUGUGUAGGCAUACUCUUUUAUGGAGAUUUUGUGAUGAAUUUUGUGAUAAACUUAUGGCCUGAAAGUAAGACUUUUCUGUAUAAUUUCUUUUCAUUGAUUUUUUAAUUGAACAUAUAGCAAGAGUAGUUGAUAUUAAUCUCAAUGGGGCCAGUAUCAAUCAGCUAUCAGCUUCAGAAGCUACCUUUAUUUAGUUAGUUUAGUUGAGUUUAAAGCCUGUGAAUCAAAUGAAUGCUGAACUCCAGCAUUGUGGCUGAACUCCAACAAACUAUACACCUUAAACUGAGUUACUUUCUACAAGCGUUAUCUGUUAUCUGCUUUGCCCAUGUAGACAACCUGUGAACUUCCAUAGUUACACAUUAGGAACAGAACAUGUACCAAAAUGGCUUAUCACAAGCUGAAUGAUGUCAUUACAGCCCUUAAUGCCUAUGUGUGUGUGUGUGUCUGUGUGUCUGUAUGUCUGCUGUCUGUGUGUGUGUGUGUGUGUGUGUGUGUUUGGGGUCGGGUUGAAAGAAUAGGAGACACAAUGACUUUUGUGAGAAAUUGACUUUUUUAGUUUUAUUGAAAGGCCAAUUUAUGUGUGCAUGUGUGCGUGCCUGUGUUUGUGCGUUUGUGCAUUCGUGCGUGCAUUUGUGCAUUUCUGUGUGAGUGUGUGUGUGUGUGAGAGAGAGAGAGAGAGAGAUUGUGUGUGUGUUUGUGUGUAUGUGUGUGUAUGUGUGUAAGAGACUGCAUACUCCUGGUGAUGGGAGCAUGUGCUCUUUGCUUUCUGUCGAUGGCACUUCACAUUCUGUACGGCGAAGCAUGCUCCCUUUCCUAGCCAAAUCGGACUCUGGGCAUGACCCUGGCGCUCCGCAUUCACUACGCUUUCACACACUUUCACGUGUGACUGACCAUUGUAGAAAAUCUAGCUGGUGUGGCUUCCGUUUGUAUUUGUCAUAAUUUAGGAAUAUACAUAUAAUUAAAAUAUGUUUUUUUUGCCUGCUAUAUGAGCUGUAAACUUUGAUAUACUGUACAGAAAAAAAACACUUCUCUCUAUGUGAAGGAUCUCUGAGAUAACAAAUAACUCCUGAAUGUGUGACUCUCUCCUCAGGUCUUAGACGUGUGUUAUUUGAUACACUGCAUGACAAAAUGCUGCCUAUGGCUCUCGGUAUUAACCUAAAGAAUCUGUAUGGUUAAUGUACUGGUGUCCUGCUGUGUAAUGUUUGUGCUAGAUGUAAGUACAGUAUAUGAUAGGACUAGCCUCUUCCUCUUUGAUCAGUGAGUGUUCCUUAAAUGUUAACUUUCUUCGGAAUUAGGCAUCACUUCAGUGCUUCUAGAAUUAUUACUUUGGACUUGUUGACUUCUCAACUUUUCUCAGUCGAAUUUGAUUGACUUUUGUCAUUGUGCCGCCCGCCACAAUUCAAAGUGGAUCAUUUUGUUUUCUCUGCAUUUUCAGUCCUACUUCCUGUGUAGAGAGUUACACCAGUUCAGCUGGUGAUAUAUGUCCCAUGAUUGGUAAAGAGCGCAAAUCAGUUUAAAUAAAAGGUGGUUAGAAUA